Molecule: messenger RNA, 768 nt
Organism: Pecten maximus
Lineage: Eukaryota; Metazoa; Mollusca; Bivalvia; Pectinida; Pectinidae
Exons: 1
Coding region: 1-768 (255 amino acids)
Source: RefSeq, a predicted model, not a curated record
AUGGAAGAGUUAUUUGUAACUCUUGUUCGUCUUCGGAAAGGUUUACCAGAAAAACAUUUAGGUGAUCUGUAUAACCUUUCUGAGGGACAUGUGUCAAAAAUACUCAACACUUGGAUUGCUUUUCUUGACAACAGACUGUCUUCGCUACCAAUUUGGCCACAAAGAGAUCAUGUGAAUAACACCAUGCCAGCAAUUUUCAGGACAUAUUUUUCCUCUACUCGAACCAUAAUUGACUGCACAGAAAUAUUCAUAGAACACCCAUCUGCCUCGGAGUGUCAGCGGGAGACAUUUUCCUCGUACAAACAUCACAACACUGCAAAGGGUCUCAUUGCCAUCGCACCAAGUGGCCAAAUCACAUUUAUUUCUCCGCUCUACUCUGGGCGAUGUUCAGACAAGAAAAUAAUUCGCCAUUGUGGAUUGUUGGACCUGAUAGAGGAAGGAGAUGGUGUCAUGGUUGAUCGCGGCUUUGACAUUACAACAGAUCUUGAAAACAGGGGUGCUCUUCUUAUAAUGCCUGCCUUUUUAAGUGGAAAAGACCAAUUCACUCCUGAUCAGUUAUCUCAAUCCAGAGAAAUAGCAACAGUGCGCGUCCAUGUUGAGAGGGCUGUGAGGAAGAUCAAAGAAUUUGAAAUUCUGAGACACACAGUUCCCAUCACAUUGUGUCCUAUGCUUGAAAAGAUAUGGAAUAUUUGUGGACAUUUGGCUAAUUUCUCAGGGAGUGGAACAUUGUUUAGACAACCCAAAGAUGUCUCCACUUGUAAAGAAUAA